This is a messenger RNA of Myripristis murdjan (pinecone soldierfish), 5144 nucleotides long. It is a transcript of the gene eng, whose product is annotated as endoglin. Gene Ontology annotation, biological process: transforming growth factor beta receptor signaling pathway; regulation of transforming growth factor beta receptor signaling pathway; cell migration. Lineage: Eukaryota; Metazoa; Chordata; Actinopteri; Holocentriformes; Holocentridae. Gene Ontology annotation, molecular function: transforming growth factor beta receptor activity; glycosaminoglycan binding; type II transforming growth factor beta receptor binding. The transcript is spliced from 14 exons. The record is from RefSeq and is a predicted model, not a curated record. The coding region runs from base 257 to 1954 and encodes 565 amino acids.
AGUCAAUCUGCGCCCGCCCAGACAAGAACAGCCCAGAAACUUUCAAAAGCUGGAUGCAGCCACACUGGCGUCCGUGGAUUAUAAAGCUAAAUCGAGAGAGGCAGCGUGUUUUAGAACUGACCUUACAGUCUUCAAGACUGGAACUGUCUGCUCGUCCACCACCUCAGUCACUGCUACAGUCACCGCCAGAGCACCUACAUACCAACUGGAGACCCACUCCACUCAAACCAAGACCUGAAACCCAAACUUUAGAGACAUGGAGGGUCAUAUAGCACUCGUAGUCCUGCUUCUGUGCACCACCGUUUCAGUCUCAGCCUCCAGUCAGACGUGUUCACCACAGAACACUACUGACAACCCUUGGGUCCAGGUGAGGGACAUGCCCAUUGGCUGUUGGACCAGUUUCCUCAGAGAGGACAAGGCAGAGGUCCACAUCCUGAACGUCCACUUCAAACCAAGAACGACAACUGAUAUGUUCAAUCUCAACAUGACCACUGCCAGGCCGAUGCACCUCAUCCUGACGACGCAAAACGAGUGUUAUGUAGCAAACAACAUUAACCAAGAUGUUAAAAUCUACAUAAAAAAUGGCUCUUCAGUUAGCCUGUUUGGGUCUCCAGAGAGUGUCCACAAGCAAGACUUCCCCACUGAAAAUGAGGAGCUGGUCAAGUGGGCAACACAGAAGUUUGGGGGUGUGACUUCAUUCACCACAGUCCAAAAUCCAAGAUCAAUCUCCUGUACUGGAAGAGAGGGAACCAAACUUGGCUCUAGCGACUGCACGCUUGAAAAUGAGGAUCCCUCAAUCAAGCACUUUAUGGAGUUGGCAACAGCACCCGCAUCACUGAAGUCCUGUUCCAUUCAACACUCGAACCCCAAUGAAGAAAUGGAGCUGCACAUCAUAAACAUCCCAGAGAAGGCCAGCACUCGCAAUGUGUCAAUUCAUGUGGACACAGAGAAGAUUAUCAGAGUGUUUCUUAGAGGCCCUCAAGGCACCACAUGGAGCUUCCCUAACCCGCGACACACAAAGUUUGGUUCCAACAACGAGAUCACGCUGACCGGCAUCCCACACAGACUCCCGCCGUCCGUUACACUGCACAGUGACAACGCAGAGGAUGUGCAAAAGAAGGCUUUGGAGUAUUUUAAAGUUAAUACUUUCACAAGCUACACUGAAAUCAGCCUAGAGAGCUCUAUGGUUUCAUUGGUGCUGGGAAAAAAAGAUAGAGCUUCAGCUCUAGAGACGGAACAAGAAACAAGCACGACAAAUUCAAUAAGCGCCCCUCAUCAGAUGCCGCUGUUAAUGCAGCUGUACACCUCUCCAGACUACCGUUUCCCCCUUGACCCCAACACCAAGGUGCAGAGUGACAAGAGGAUUUAUGCAGAGAUCUCAGGGCACACUUUAGGGGAGCUUGUCCUGACCAUCAAGGUGAUCAGGUGCCUUGUCCGCUCCAAGGGAUCAUGCCCCUUGGAGAAGGAGAUGCCCUUCAUCCCUGAAGCCUGCCCCUCAAACGUCUGCCCCGACAGCACCAGAGUCAGCUUCUCUUUGAAUCAGCUUCAGGAGCUAGCCUCCACCACCUGGGACCUGGAAUGUACUGUCGAUCUUUGCUACAGUCAGGUAUGUGGAGACGGAGGAAGAGUGAAGAGGAAUCUCGAGGUCACCCAGCCGUAUACGCCAUCACCAACACCACCAUGCGUUGACUUUGGCUUACCUGCUGUGUUGUGCAUCGCGUUUGGAGGUUUCCUGAUCGGAGUACUACUUAUUGGAGCUCUGUGGUUUAUCAAAAUUAAAACAGGAUACCCUACUGGGCUGGACAUGAGCUCAACUGCAGCAAAUCUUUCUGGAUGUCCUUGCUCAGUGACAAAACGGCAGCCCGUCUCCACCAACCCCUCCCCCUCCGAGAACAGUAGUGCUAAUGCGAGCAUUGGCAGCACCCAAAGCACGCCGACCAGCAGCAUGGCAUGAGACUACUGUCACCUCGAGCACCAGCAGCACCACCUUCUCCCUUCAGAGUAACUUAUAUGGGUUUUGUGCUUUGGGUUUUCUUUUAAUAAUGCUUAAGAAGCAUUUCUUUCCACCCUGGCCCCCUGUAUUUUCAUUAAAAAGCACAACCUCAUCUGUGGCACACCAAGACUGAAAUGGGUGUGAUCUGGGGGCUUGGAAUGAUGAGGGAAAAGGGAGUGGGUGAGGGACAGUGGAAGUCUAAUCAAUGGCUCCUGCCACUCACCUCUCCAGCCUCCCUGUAAAGCCAAGCUUCCAGACAGGAAGUUAAAGAGGGCAAAAGAAAAAAAUACAUUGGCUCCCAGCAACAGGAAAAACAAAGCAUAUCCCCCAAGAACUAACAGGAAAUUCACUGCAUUCCUUUGAAUGAAUUGUGCUUAUAUGAUGGCAGCACAAUGACUUAGUAAGGAGACAAGCCGGUCAAAAGAUUGAUUUUGAAAAACAUUUUGCAUCAUAUAUACUUAAGAAUACCGAGGGCUUUUGGAUAGGCAUGUCCAAUAAGUUUGGUAUCAUCAGUAGCAUCACAGGGCUUAAAGGUUCACCAUUUUCAACAAAUCAACCAAUGUACAUUCCAAAGGGGAUUUUGUCUUAAUUGGAGUUUGAGGGUAAUGGGUGAAGGCUACCUCCUAUUAUUUAGAAAUCUGGAGUUGAGGUUACACUUAACACUAGAUUUCUCUGGUGAACUCUCAUUUUCUACAUUUUUCAUUUUGUACUUUUGUUUCACUUGAGUUGCCUCAUGUAGUUCAUUUUUAAGUCACAAGAAGUAGUUAUGAUUUCAUUCUCAAUGCUAUCCAAUAGCUACAUCAGGGCCUUGAUGUUAAAGUUUGUUUUUUGUUUGUUUGUUUGUAUUUUUUUCUUUUAUUUUUUGUAAGUGGUUGUUGAAAGUUACUGAGAUAUAUAUUUUUCAUUUGUCAUUAAUAAAAAAAAAUAAUAAAAAAAAACAUAGUAUGACAAAUGUAGCAAAAAAUUAGGAUUCAUGAAGAAAAGCAGUAAUUUUAUUCAUAUGAGCUUAGAAACUAUCACCAUUUACUGUAACCUAAAAAUUGGUUGAUUUGAUUGGUUUCCUCCUGGGAAAACACACCCUCAUUUACAACAGUGCUGAGGCACAGACACACAGUCAGAGCAGACCCGGUUAAACCACGGAAGAAAACGAGGAGGCAAUUAAGGCUGCGCCAAUUAAAUAAAACAAGUAAAAUUAACAAUGUUAAAAGGUGAAAGUGCAGGAACUGACAUUAUAAAACAAUAACAACUAGGAAAUACAGGAAUAAUCAGUACCACUUACAGAGGAAUUAGCACUACAGAGGAAGAAGACCUGUGUUGUAGACCUGUGCUCUAACCAUAUGAGGAAUAUUGUUUAAUAAAUCCAAAUUUAGUUUUAUUACCAGGUGUCACAAGGCGUGAGUAAUGAUCUGGAACUAAUUUCUGUAGUAAAAUUAUUGCUUACAUUAUUGAUUGAUUAACAGUUGUUGAUUGAAUUACUGCUUCCUACAUGUGAUAGGCUGCAUCAGCCGCUGCAGCGCUAGUGCUGGACAGAAGCAGGGUAGAUGCAUGGAGGGCACUCGUAUGAUGGCAGCCAACUGUAGAUUUGACGGUUGAUCCGUAAGUGUGAACCCGUUGUUUGUUUCACUGUACAAAUGUAAAUGUAUUUUGUAGUUUUAUUUUCCUAUCUUUGUACCUCUUUGAAAACAUUCCCAUUACAUAGCAAGCUAUGUGGUGUGAGCAGGCAGGCAAUCCCUCCCAAAAAAAAAAAUGCAUGUAUCAUUUUGAAGUUGUCCUAAAUACAGCUGAUACAAUGGGUUACUGUCACUAAUCCAUGGUGUAUUCAAAUUGCAAAUUAGUUAUUAUCACCUUUCAAUCUGGAACAUUUCAAUCUGGACAUUUAAAUUAAUUUAUUAUUAUUAAUAUUUUUUAAAUUUCAGACUUAAGACCAAAAAUGUUGAAUAUGAUGGUUUCCCAAUUACUGUAUUUGGACUAUAUGGUGUACUCCCUCUGCUGUCCCUUUCUGUCUCCCAGUCUGUGUGCACAUGUGCAUUUGUCUGUCUGUUCUCUGUGUAUGCCUGAUUUUUUUUUUCUGUAUUUGUAGAGGAAAAAAAAUGGAUGAGAGAAGGGCAGAAGCAGUUGCCACUUGAGUAUAUGUGCAAUAUAAUGUGGUAAACUAUUAUGUAAUAUGUCUUUAUAUAGUGUAGUUUGUAAACGUGUUGUCUGAUAUUACUACUUUUAACCGUUUCAUUACCUGUUUUGUUCGUUUCUGUUUUUUCGACGAACUGGGACAAUUCCUCAUUAGGGCACUUAUUGAAUGCACAAUAUUUGCUUUGUGUAUUUUUUUGUUUUGUUUUGUUUUGUUUUGUUUUUUAGUUAAAACUCUAUGCUUUGUGAGUUGAUGAUGCCACAGACAAUGUGUUUACUGUCUGGUUGUACCCCUGACUUCUGCCCUCACCAUAAGAUUCUCCUCCUGGCCAAUAAUAGUCUAUCCCUGUUGAUACCAGACUUCCUGAUAUUCUGCUGUGCUCAUUGUAUUAGCCGCAGCUGGCGUGAUGAGGAAAGAAAAUAAUGAAGAGCCGAAUCUUUUAACGCCGAGUUUUAAUUGGAUCGGGGAUUGACUGGCGUAAUAGCAUCCCUCUAUAAAUAGCAGGUGCUGAAAGUUUGUUCAUUUAUGUGUGCGACUUUUGAGGAAAUACCUGCAAUAUCUGACAUAAUCGGUGUAAAUCCUGCAUCAGUGACUGCCAGGUUCUGUCUGACUACUGACAGAAAAUGUUAAAAUCAGACAUCCUGUCAGUUAAUUUACUUGGUAACCAUGCGGAUCCGUGCCCAACCAGACAACAGCUCCCUCCUCAAGAAACUGACGCCCAGAUCAUGGAACAUGUGUGUCUGUGUGUCUGUGUGUGUGCGUGUGUGCUUGUGUAUAGAUAUAGAAAGCACCUCGACAAUUUAAGUCAUAUCUUUCCUCCGUGGUUCUUAUUUACCUUUUUUGUGUUGGUAUGAUGGACCUACAAAGGAUGAUAAUGCUCAAGAUCACUAACAACAUCCAGGUUUUGUUGUUGUCUUAAUAAAAAAGCUGUUUUGAUUUGAUGACACUAUCAUUAUAGUCCCGGGUCGGAAUGGAGGAGGGGUACCUUUAAAAAAAAAAAAAAAAAAAAAAAAAAAAAAAAAAAAA